ACUCCGGAAAGAACAGGUAUUGCGAGACUGGGAGGAGUGCCGGGAGAAGAGGCAACUUCGUGUGUGUUCGGCCAGACGCAUGACAGCCCUGGGUUAGAAGGCGAGCUCCGUCCAACUGCGCGGAGAACUCUGUGAGGAAUGGAGUGAUUGCUGCCGCCGACUGUCACAGCGUUGCCGGAGUACAGGUGAAGGGAGAAUGGAGUCGGGGCUGAGUCAAGAGGUAGUGGUCCGGUUUCUGGUGGAGGCUGGGGGCAAAGUGGAGAACUCCAAGCUGCUUUUUAAUUUCAGGAACGAGUUGGGGCAGACUGAUCCACAGCUAAGGAAGGAAGCCCGGGAACUCUUCAAAACCUUUAUUAACAAAGUUGCCGUGGUGCGCGAAGAAGGAGGGGUGAAAUAUGUGGUGUUGAAGAAAAAGAUGCAGCACCUGGUAGCUGCUCGGCGGGAAUCUCCACCGGCCCGAGCGGGGCCGCAGGGGAUGAGAGCAACCGAGGGGCUUGGUAAGGUGGAGAGUUUGGGGAACCUGUUGGAGGCGGGCGAGGCGUUACAGGAGCCUGCGGCUCGACGCAAUUCUGCACCUUCAGCGCUGUCGCCGAGUGAAGCGAGAUCGCUCGCCAUUACGCCAUCUCGGCUGCAGUUCGGAAGCAAGGCUGGGUCCCAGGACGCCCUGACAUCUACAGAGCCCGGAGGAUGGGUGUCGCAGCCGCGGGAGAGCGUGGCACAGGUUCCGAGGGCGCGCCCUGCCAACAGCGGCAGCCUUGAACAGCUGGCGGAAAAACAGUGUUUCAUCUCCGAGAAUCCACUCUUGGAAAACCGUGAUCCCGCCUGCGAGGGCUUAUCGUCUGGGAGAGUUUCUGCACCUGUAUCCCCAGACCUGAAGUCUUCCGCUGUUACAGCCAGUGGCAAUGCCUCUGACACUGUCCCCGAGCGGCUGGAUACCCUUCCUGCCCCAGAGGACAAUUUAUGUUUUGAACAGAAGAUUGAGAACUAUGAAGCCAAAUCCUCAGAUGUCACUGCUCGGGUCGUCGGGCCGAAGAUAGAAUCAAUGCCGAAGCCCAAACCAUACAUGUAUCCACUUCGCCUCCCCCCGGACACCCAGAAAUGUGUUAGUGUUCCCAGUGAGCAAAAGGAAGGCGCACAAGAUGUCCAGGUCGAAGAGAACUGCCCAAUAGCGUUGGGUGACCAAGAUGUCCCCAUGGUGCCUAAAAUGAAGAGGAGUCAGCCGGCAGAGGCCGGAAGCAUUUCACCACAUCUAAAGAGAGUUUCUAGAGUUUUAAAGUUUUCCGAAGAAACUCGUCUCUCUGAUCAAGUCCCUCUGGAUCCGGUUGAGCACGAGUGGAUUGUGAAGACAGCCUUGGGUCACUGGACCCAAGUUUCUGGCUUGCUGCUUAAGGACAACUACCUGGCUGAGAAGAAGGACUUCAUGUCUGGCUUCACAGCCGUACACUGGGCAGCAAAAUUCGGCAACAGUGAGAUUCUGUGUUGGAUUAUUGAUAACUCCGAGAGGAAUGGCAUCAAAUUGGACGUUAACACUAAAUCCUAUGGAGGUUACACGCCCCUGCAUAUCGCUGCCAUUCAUGGCAGAGAAAGUAUUAUUGAUGAGCUGGUGAGAAAGUACGACGCAUUGACAACCCUAAGAGACUACAGUGGCAAGAGGCCAUAUCAUUACUUGGCCAAAGAUAGCUCCUUCGCUGUGAGGCGAUUGUUAGGGGACCCAGAGACUUUCACCAGUGAAUCCAUUAGCCAUAAACGGGGAUCAAAGGUAGCUUCUUCCAUCUUGAGCGGAACUAACGUUUUACUGGGUGCAUUGGCUGAUGAUGUCAUCUUCCAGGAGUUUUCCAAAUCUUUGAAAAAACAAACAAACCUUAGCAAGUUCUUCACCGCUCCAGCCGGACACAAGAAAAGAACUAAAAUGCGCACAAACUUUACUUCACUGAAUGAAGAACCUGAAAAGGAAAGAGAGGAGGUUGUUCUAAAACGCAGGCCUGUGACUGAAAUAUUCUUCUGAAGUUGUUUUGACAUUUUAAUAUGAAAAUAAUGGGUCAAUAGAAAAAUACUUUGCCGCAGUGUUAAUAUUUAGGUGAUAUUCUCUUUGGGAGCUCUAAGUCAAAAUGGAAUCUUGAACAUUAAGCUGUUUUUGCCAUUAAUAUGCUACAACUACAUUUUCAAUAAUAUUUACAGGAGGUAUUAUGAUCAGCAGAAUCUUUAAGUAAUGGGAUAUACUAGAGUAGAAAUUCUUGCGGCCAAGAGAAAGGUAGCUGCUCUUAUCCAACUUAACUUUCGUUAAACCUACAGAGUAUUUGUGGGUAUUUGUAGCUUUGUUCUGAAGAUCAUUUGUGAAUUCUUCCCUUUUCAUUAACCCCAAAAGAAGCAUGAAGUUAGUUCUGCUGUGGGCUUCCUGAGAAGAGUUAAUCAUGGAAAGGUUCCCAGUUAUUCCUGUAGCGAUUUUACUCUUGGCUCACUAUUUGUGGUAUUUGUUUUAGAAAAGCAAGUGUUUAUUCGAACAAAAGCCAAGGUUCCCCGUGUCCAAUCUAAUUGCACCUGUACUUACCUGGCAAGUUGCUUCCAAUCUCUAGUGGUGAGACUUACUAUGCAUCUUCCCUCUUUGUGCUUGAUUGAAUCCUUCAGAGAUAAUUAUUUAAUUCCAAUUUUUAAUUUUAACGUUUGUUAUUUUGGAGAUACUCUACUCCUGAAGGAAGUUAAUUUUAAAUUAGGGUUUGGGCCUGAGCUUUUGUACCUGAAUGAACACUUUGAAUUCUUCUCACUCUCCACUAAUUUACACGUUAAUAGUCCAAUUCCGUUUAUUGUAUUCAAACUAUUUAAAUACAAAACAUUGGUCUGUGAUUCUCUCAAAAUAAUAACAUUUGAUCAUAUCUUUACAGAUGUGGAGAGAUGCACAAAUUUAUUAGAUUUUAAAAUGGUCAUUUUUUUCCAAAUCCCUCCACAGUUCACUCCCUGCCUUUUUCUGCAGUCUCUGCCCUAUAACCCCUUAGUUUGAUCUUCAUGAUCUACAGCACAUUUUAUUGCUCCACUAUUGGCAGUCCUGCCUUAGCUGCCAAAGCCCUAGGUUUCUGAAUUCUCGAUUUAAAUCUCUGCCUCCCCAUUUCUCUUUCAGUCUUCAAGACAUUUGCUUGAAACUUACUUGUUAGACCAGAUCUUUGGUUAUUCUCUCUAAACUCUCCUUGGGUUGUUUGUCAUCUGAUCUGCUUGAAAUGCUUUGCGAUUUUCUGCACAUUAAAGUUUGUUACACACUACUUCCUUUGCUGGUUAUAAAACAUUUGAAAAUAAGGACAAAAGCAAUUUUUAAAAGUUUAUCCAAAUAAAGUAUAUAGGUAAUUUGUAGCUUUGUAUGAGAAACAGUACUUUAUGGUGUUUGUUAGUGCUUAUUAUAUACCUUAUGCACUUUUAAAUUAAUCCACUGCGAAAAAUAAAAUAAUUUUUAAAAAUUAAUAUUAAUGUUUUUGAAUAUCUCACAACCACUGAUUCAGCAGUGCAGCAGGUAUGGCAAUUGUGCUCGUGAAUAUGCACAUGACAGCUAAUUAUUAUUUUAUUGCGAUAGUAUUUAACUCCAUUCUUUUUAUCGUAGCGCUUGUCGAGACUUGAGCAAAGCACAACAAUGUUUCACUGCCUGCUUGCAUUCAGCCUUGUCUGAGAAAUUGGACUGUUGAGUCAUCUGACUCUGAAGACUAGUGGUAUUUGUUUUAUAUUUAGUUAUUCCUUUCAGCCGCAGUGUUAGCUUCAUUUUCCAUUUGAGAGUUUUAGUGAAUGGCUGGGUUUUGCCUAGUGCUUAUUGCUUUCUUUUCCCUCAAACUCUGUUCACAUUAAAGUCUGUGAACUAUUGACCUGCUUGUGUCUCUUGCUCUGCACUUGGGCCAUAUCCGAACGUAGUGACAGAAUACGUAUUUUGAGUACGAACCGGAUUAUGGAUUUGGGUGGGUUAUUCUCUAAUAGUUUUGACAUAAGUAAAAGCUAUUUAUUCAUUAGAUCAGAAUUAAUAUGCAGCUAAGAAAUGGAGAGAUAGAUACACAGAGGGCUGCUGAGAACCAAAGCAUGUACGUACUUAUUAUUCACUUUAGGGUAAAUGAGAAAAUUCAACAAAUCAAUAUAUUUAAUGAACUAACAUUCUGAGUG
Messenger RNA from Mobula hypostoma (lesser devil ray), 4128 nucleotides. RefSeq names its product ankyrin repeat domain-containing protein SOWAHA-like. The record is from RefSeq and is a predicted model, not a curated record. Lineage: Eukaryota; Metazoa; Chordata; Chondrichthyes; Myliobatiformes; Myliobatidae. Gene Ontology annotation, molecular function: protein binding. The transcript has a single exon. The coding region runs from base 197 to 2005 and encodes 602 amino acids.